Messenger RNA from Monascus purpureus, 1515 nucleotides. Lineage: Eukaryota; Fungi; Ascomycota; Eurotiomycetes; Eurotiales; Aspergillaceae. The record is from the annotation of a GenBank genome assembly.
AUGCACCGUUCACGAGAGGAUAUCCAGGGGCUCUAUGAGAGCACCAAGACCCGGAAUUCGCAGCUAUACUCGGGGCCUCUGAAUCUGGUUGCACAAUAUAACAGAUCCCCUCUCCUUUCCAACGGCUACAUCCAAUUUCAAGUCCAUUCGUCUCCCUCCACCGUCCUUUCGACCACCAUGUCUGACGGAUCUCUUUACGUCCGAGACUCGCGGACAUGCAGAGAGUACGAGAUUCCCAUUCGACGCAACACCGUCCUAGCGACAGACCUCAAGCAGAUCAAAGCGUCUCCCAUUGGGGCUAACCGGGCCGACAAAGUGGGAGAUGGCCUUCGCGUGUAUGAUCCCGGCCUCCAGAACACGGCUGUCGUGGAGACGAGUAUGACCUAUACAGACAGCGAUCGUGGACUGCUGCUAUUCCGCGGAUACUCGCUAGAACAGCUCUGGCACGCAGAAUUCGAGGACAUGCUGCAUCUGAUGGUCUGGGGGAAGUAUCCGACUCCGUCCCAGCAAGAGUCCUUGCGUCUUACGUUGGCGACAUUGAUGACCCGCAUCCCGCGGCAUGUAUCUGAAGUGAUUGAGAGAUUCCCACGGUCCAGUCCGCCCAUGCCCAUGGUCCUGGCCGGCCUCUCUGCAUACCUCGCCGACGACGUCGACGCAAUCCCAGCCUUCAACGGCGGCAACAUCUACCAUGGCAACCCCGAGAAGUCAGACCGGGCUAUUCUCAAGACCGUCGCCGCAUACGCCGUUGCGGUCGGCCUAUCCUGCAGUCAUCGCAGGGGCACCAAAUUCAUCCCGGCAACCGCGGACAGAACAUACUUCGAAAACCUCUUCACCAUGAUGGGCCUCGUGGAACCAUUCACCGAACAUCCAGACCCGCUGAAACUGUCCUGUUUCCGACGAUUUGCCGUCCUUAACGCCGACCAUGGCAUGGCGUUAUCGUCGUUUUCAUGUCUGGUCACCGCUUCAUCGCUCGCCGACCCCGUUUCCUGUGUGGUGGCUGCUCUAGUCUCGGCCUAUGGACCUCUCCAUUUCGGUGCACCAGAGGCGGCAUAUAAGACCAUCCAGAAAGUCGGAACGGUAGACCAGGUUCCGGCCUUUCUGGAGGAAGUGAAGACGGGAAAGCGGCGGUUAUUCGGCUACGGUCAUCGCACGUACAAGACGGUUGAUCCGCGGGUGAAACCCAUCAAGGAUAUGCUCGACGAACUGGACAAAGGACUGGAUCCGGACCCGCUGCUGCAGGUGGCGCGUGAAAUCGACCGGCUUUCAGCGACGGACGAGUACUUUCUGAAGCGGAAGCUGUACGCCAAUGCGGACUUUUAUGGGACGUUUUUCUUCGUCGCCUUGGGCUUUCAACCCGAGGAAAUCCCGCUUGCGAUGCUGUCCCACCGCUUGGUAGGGAUCAUGGCGCACUAUAGGGAGUGCAUGCUGCGGAGAAUUCGACUCUUCCGGCCUACGCAUGUCUACACGGGCGAGACAGACCCAGUUCAGAAUAUGGAUGUUGGAUCGAAGCUUUGA